Messenger RNA from Colletotrichum costaricense, 1500 nucleotides. RefSeq lists its product as uncharacterized. Bases 1 to 1500 code for a protein of 499 amino acids. NCBI's taxonomy places the organism in Eukaryota, Fungi, Ascomycota, Sordariomycetes, Glomerellales, Glomerellaceae. The record is from RefSeq and is a predicted model, not a curated record. The transcript has a single exon.
AUGGACGCCCAUAACCUUCCCACUUUUGAGGAGCGCCGUGAACGGCUUGAGGACAUAUUCGACUUCCUUGGAGACACCAAUCCUGAGAGCGUGUCUCCUAGACUGCGUGAACCUCUCCUAGCACUGCAGCGUCGCGCUGUUGCAUGCCAGGCCCCGUACGAUGCAGACAUCGAAGAAGAGCUCGCAGUGUGGCGGGACUUUCUCGAAGUCCAGGAGGACAUCCACAGGUUCAUGGGCUACCGCCGCUUCCUCUGGAGACUGAGAGAAGCGGAUACAAAGAACUUCCUCACUACUUAUCUCUCAGGUCGAUCCUGGGCCCGAGAGUGGUUGCCGAACGGAGGUGUUCCUCACAACGCCUGCGAGCAAUGCAGCUAUUGGCUACCUAGUCGCCAGCAAGAAUGUGAAUGCCAGUUCAUCUGCCAGCCUCUAUGGUUGAUUCUUGAGGAUUACCACCAUGAGCGAGAUCAAUUCAACGUGUGGCUUAGGAACGCCACGAUAGCGAUGGGUGUAGCAGAUGAGCCUCAGCCUCCGUCCCCCGUCGACGACUUCUUUGCGAGGGUCGCCACCUACAGCCUGGAACACGACGCCCCUGGAGAUUCAUGGGGUGUCAGAAGCAUUUACGAAGUCUUGUUACAGACGUAUAGCCAUACAAGGGGCGAGCAGGUCACUUGUCGCGACUUCCUCCAGAUGGGAUUGGACUACACGCUGAACCGGAUCAACUGGGACCAAAUGUCCGUUCUCAAUCGCGUCCGCGGCAUUCUCAACGAUGACGAGGCCCAAGAGCUUGUGGAGGCGAUCCAUUACGAUGGUCUGAUGUACUACGUCUCAUCUUUCCAUCUCGACGUCGACGGCAGAUAUGUCGACCAGCAGCCCCGCCAAUGGGUUAUCAAUUACCUGGAAGAGAAUCCUGUGCCGCGGGAUAUCUACAAUGGCAUCCCAUUUGGUCGGAUUCUGACCCCUAGUUACCUCUGGAACGAAUAUUUCAUCGACGACGAUGGGAACGUCACGGUCUUCUGCCAAUUCCAGGAGACUGGUCAUGAGUGGGUCAAGUAUUGGCUGGGAACUGGUAGGCCUUUUGAGCGGGAGGACGUUAUCGCUCCACGAGAAGAUGCUGCUAUAUCCCAUGGACGCCAUCAUCAUCAACCUCACCUCAAUGCCGGUCAUCACCAACCGCCGCUAUAUGAUCCGGUGGGGGAGGACACCGGCCGGAAUCGCGCGGGCCUCGGUUCUCUCGUCUCCGCUCUCGCUUCCGCUGCCAGCAGUGCUGCCCGUCGUGUUGCUGGGACAUGGCCCUUCGUCGAAGUACACAGGCGAGUCCUCCGAGGGGCCAGUGAACUGGCUUCCGCUUUCCAGGGACCGGCGGAAGAUCUUGGGGGCAGCGUGUAUGAGGAUCGACCGGCUGCGGAGAGUAAAGUUGAAAGUGGGAAUGAGGAGGUGAAGGAUGGAUGGGAUGCGGAUGACAUCUAUGAUGAGAUGUUGGAUGAACGGCCGGGGAUGUGA